GGGACCCCUACUCGCCGCGCGGCUCCGGAGCCCGCGGUGCACCCGCGCGGGAGGCCCGCCCGCCUCCGCGAUGCCGCGAGCGCCCCGGUGCCGCGCCGUGCGCGCCCUGCUGCGGAGCCGCUAUCGCGAGGUGAUGCCGCUGGCCACCUUCGCGAGGCGCCUGGGGCCCGAGGGCCGGCGGCUCGUGCAGAGCGGGGACCCCGCGGCCUUCCGCUCGCUCGUGGCCCAGUGCCUGGUGUGCGUGCCCUGGGACGCGCGGCCGCCUCCGGCCGCCCCGGACUUCCGCCAGGUGUCCUCCCUGAAGGAGCUGGUGGCCCGGGUCGUGCAGCGGCUGUGCGAGCGCGGCGCCAGGAACGUGCUGGCCUUCGGCUUCGCGCUGCUGGACGAGGCCCGCGGCGGCCCGCCCGUGGCCUUCACGACCAGCGUGCGCAGCUACGUGCCCAACACGGUGACCGACGCGCUGCGGGGCAGCGGCGCGUGGGGGCUGCUGCUGCGCCGCGUGGGCGACGACGUGCUCGCCCACCUGCUGGCGCGCUGCGCGCUCUACGUGCUGGUGGCCCCGAGCUGCGCCUACCAGGUGUGCGGGCCGCCGCUCUACGACCUCGUCGCCGCGGGACGCGCCGGCCUCGAGCCCGCGCGCGGGGCCUGGAGCGGCGGCGGCGGGGAGGCUCCCGGCUCUCGGCGGCGUCCGGGCGGCGAGCGGGAAAGUCCGCCUCGGGCCAAGAGGCGCAGGUGCGGCCAGGUCCCGGAGCCGGAGCCGGAGCCGGAGCCGGAGCCGGAGCCGGAGCCGGAGCCGCAGCGAGGCCUCGCCGCGCAGGCGUCCUGGGCCCAGCCGGGCAGGGCGCGCGGGCCGGCCGACCGCGAUCCCCGCGCGGUGACACGUACCCGAGCUGCCGGGGCAGCCGCGUCAGGGGAGAGCGCGCCGCGUCGGCCCCGUCGGCCCCUCCGGUUGCUCCCGGGCGAGCGAGCGGCCGGCUGCCCGUCCUCUCGGCGGCCACGUCCCCAGGACGCGCCCGGGCCCACGGCGGUCGCCGACACCAAGCAGUUCCUCUACUGCUCGGGCGGCGGAGAACGCCUGCGCGCCUCCUUCCUGCUCAGCUCCCUGCAGCCCAGCCUGGCGGGGGCCCGGAGGCUCGUGGAGGCCAUCUUCCUGGACGCCCGGCCCCCGCCGCCGGGGGCGCCCCGCAGGACGCGCCGGCUACCCGCGCGCUACUGGCAGAUGAGGCCCCUGUUCCGGGAGCUGCUCAGGAACCACGCGCGGUGUCCCUACGGCGCGCUCCUCAGGACUCACUGCCCGCUGCGGGCCACGGCCACCCCAGCGGGGUCCGGCGACCAUGGGCCCCGCGGAGCAGGCGCCUGCGCCCGGGAGGAGGAUGCGGGCCCGCAGCGCCUGGUCCAGCUGCUCCGCCAGCACAGCAGCCCCUGGCACGUGUACGGGCUCCUGCGGGCGUGCCUUCGCCGCCUGGUGCCCGCGGGCCUCUGGGGCUCCAGGCACAACGAGCGCCGCUUCCUGAAGAACGUGAAGAAGUUCGUGUCCCUGGGGAAGCACGCCAAGCUCUCCGUGCAGGAGCUGACCUGGAAGAUGAAGGUGCGGGACUGCGCCUGGCUAGGCCGGAAACCAGGGGGCCGCCCUGUCCUGGCCGCUGAGCACCGUCGGAGGGAGGCGCUGCUGGCCAAGUUCCUGCGCUGGCUGAUGGGCACGUACGUGGUCGAGCUGCUGCGGUCCUUCUUCUACGUCACGGAGACCGCGUUUCAGAAGAACCGGCUCUUCUUCUUCCGGAAGAGCGUCUGGAGCCAGCUGCAAAGCAUGGGCAUCAGACAGCACUUCGAUAGGCUGCAACUUCGAGAACUGUCGGAUGAUGAGGUCCAGCAGCUUCGGGAAGCCAGACCGGCUCUGCUGCAGUCCAGACUCCGGUUCCUCCCCAAGCCCAGUGGGCUGCGGCCUAUCGUGAACAUGCACUACGUCGCGGGAGGCAGGACCUUGCGCAGAGACAAGAAGGUGCAGCAUGUCAUCUCGCAAGUCAAGACGCUGUUCAGCGUGCUGAACUACGAGCGGGCACGGCGGCCCGGGCUCCUGGGCGCCUCCGUGAUGGGCCUGGACGACACCUACCGCGCCUGGCGGGCCUUCGCGCUGCGCGUGCGCACCCAGGACCCUGCUCCUCAGCUGUACUUCGUCAAGGUCGACGUGACGGGGGCGUACGACACCCUCCCUCAGGACAGGCUACUGGAGGUCGUGGCCAACGUGAUCCAGCCCCCAGAGCACACCUACUGCACGCGCCACUACGCCGUGGUGCAGAGGGCGGCCCACGGACACGUCCGCAAGUCCUUCAAAAGACACGUGUCCACCUUCAUGGACAUCCAGCCUUACAUGAGGCAGUUCGUGCAGCACCUGCAGGAGACGAGCUCGCUGAGGGACGCCGUGGUCAUCGAGCAGAGCUGCUCCCUGAACGAGGCCAGCAGCAGCCUCCUGGAUUUCUUCCGGCACCUGCUGUGCAGCCAUGUCAUCAGGAUUGGGGGCAAGUCCUACGUCCAGUGUCAGGGUGUCCCCCAGGGCUCGGUGCUGUCCACCCUGCUGUGCAGCCUGUGCUACGCGGACAUGGAGAGCAAGGUGUUCCCUGGGAUCCAGCGCGACGGGCUGCUCCUGCGCCUGGUGGACGACUUCUUACUGGUCACCCCUCACCUGACACACGCGAAGGCCUUUCUCAGGACCCUGGUCAGGGGCGUGCCCGAGUACGGCUGCGUCGCGAACCUGCGGAAGACGGUGGUGAACUUCCCCGUGGAGGACGGCGCCCCGGGCGGCGAGGGCCCCCUGCAGCUGCCAGCCCACUGCCUGUUCCCCUGGUGCGGCCUGCUGCUGGACACGCGCACACUGGAGGUGCUCUGCGACUACUCCAGUUACGCACGGACCUCGAUCAGAGCCAGCCUCACCUUCAGCCGGGGCUUCAAGGCCGGACGCAGCAUGCGUCGCAAGCUCUUCAAGGUCUUGAGGCUGAAGUGUCACAGUCUGUUCCUGGACCUGCAGUCUUCAGAUGGUUUGCACAAACGUUCACAAGAUAUUCCUGCUGCAGGCCUACAGGUGGGCUGCUCGGCGUGCUGUGGGGACUGUCCCGUACCCCAGCUCAUGGGUGGUCACAAAGCUGCUUCCUCGUGCGCGUCCAUGUUGGCUCUGCUGCUUUUGAGGUCCUGUUCCCAGCCACCAGGAAGGCCAGGGUGGCCCGGCGGUCCCCACGUCCCUGUGUGCUGGCCUGUCCUACAGCAGAAGGGGGGCUUGUGGAGCGUGAGGAAGGCAGCCCCACGCGGGGGUGGGAGGCAGGCGCCUGGGGGGACCCAGAGAACAGAUGGCUUUGCUGUUCCUCGGGAAGACGGACAGCACCCUAGUCACCUGCCCACCUGCCUCGGGACAGAGUGGGCAUCACUCAAUGGUCUCCAGGGAGACUGGCCCCUGGGCAGCUCAGGGAGGAGCCACCUGGAAAAUGCUCUGCCCAGAGUCUGAGUCGGGCUGGUGGCUGUGAGCUGAGGGCGGAUGAGGGGUCCACAGCCAUCUCCCCGGAGACAGGGAGCCUUUGAGUCUGUGUUACCAGGUUCCUUUGAGACAAGGUCGUGUCUCAGGAACUGGACAGGGCUGUUGGAGGACCUGUCACACCAGGAAACUGCUUUCAGCCCCGGGGGCCCGUGCCCUGUGGUCCCACCACGCGGGCCAUGCGUGCCCUUCCGUUGUCCCGUUGGCCAGGCCCCAUGUUCAGCACCUCUGCUCUCUGUGUCGCAUACCUGCCUCGACCUGCGUCGUCCUCCCUGGAAAUGUGCUGAGUGUGAACCUGCCCACAGGCCACUCGCAGCUACAGAUGAGGUGGCCGUGACACCUCGCUGCUCAGGCCCUCAGCCCCAAGUCCCUGGGGCCAUGUCACCUCGCCCGCCGACAGCCCUGCCCGUGUUCAGCCCGGCCUGGCCGUAUCCCCACCAGGGGAUCCUGUUGCUCAGCGGGGCCCUGGCCCCGGAAACCUGCCGGCCAGGGAACGUUGUAGAGACCUGGGCUCAGGACAGGCGUCCCCACCCACUGGCGUAAAUGUUGGCUGUUUCCAAACAUGGGCGGUUAGGCUCACAGGAGGUCUGAGGCCCUGUGCCCUCCAUGGCAGGACAGGGGAUGUGGAGCUGGGCCGUGAUGGUCAUGGCAACCGGGGCUGCGGCAGGUGAGGCUGGGUGAUGUGCCUGGCGCUCAGAGCAGGACACUCGCCAGGCACUGUCUGUCUGUCUGGUGCCCGCGGGCUUAGCUCUGUUUUCGUCCGAGUGUGGGCUCCGGGCCGGGCUGUUGGGAGAUAACAGCAUCCACGCGUGGAGGCCUCUCCCUGCUGCACUGAGCUCCCCCUGUCCCUCCGGAGAAGGUGGCCCACCUGCAGAACGUGUGCUCCUCUCAGGC
Molecule: messenger RNA, 4414 nt
Organism: Hipposideros armiger (great roundleaf bat)
Lineage: Eukaryota; Metazoa; Chordata; Mammalia; Chiroptera; Hipposideridae
Gene: TERT
Product: telomerase reverse transcriptase
Exons: 13
Coding region: 71-3493 (1140 amino acids)
Biological process (GO): telomere maintenance via telomerase
Cellular component (GO): telomerase catalytic core complex
Molecular function (GO): telomeric repeat DNA binding; telomerase activity; telomerase RNA binding
Source: RefSeq, a predicted model, not a curated record